Molecule: messenger RNA, 1611 nt
Organism: Durusdinium trenchii
Lineage: Eukaryota; Dinophyceae; Suessiales; Symbiodiniaceae
Source: the annotation of a GenBank genome assembly
AUGGCUUACUUGUUGAAGAAUGGCUGGCAGGAAGGCGUGAAUGCAGAUAGAGAGGGCUACGCAGACUUGCAAUCCAUUGUGGACGCGAUGCAGCAGAGGAAGCCCGACUUUGGCCUCACUAGCGUUGAAGAGGUUAAGACCUUUCUGCAGGAGACCGACCAGGAGGGCCGCUUUGCCAUCGACGCCCAGGACCGUGUGAGGAAGAUUGACCGCAAUGCGCGGCAACAGCCGCCUGAGCCGCAACCGUGGAAGUCGCAUACAACAACAACGAGGCCAUCACAGGCACAGCCGGCACGCUCGCAACCAGCGCGGUUCAAUGCCUUUGAAGCGCCAACUCAUGUCCAGAAAGAAGAGGUGGACUAUGAUGAGGAUGAGCCAGAAGCCGAUGAUACCCCGGGAGUCAUGAGCAGUGUCAUGAGCGCGGCAUUUACACGUUUUGCCGCGCGCAAUCGCAGGAUGAGUGCCAGCAUUCUCCAUGCUCUCCAGUGCGGUAGGCUGUGGCAAACGGAUACGGUCGCAUGCAUUUGCCUGAAGACUAGGCUGUGGUCACCAAAAAAAGCUGCGGCCAAAGACGCGGAAAAGGCAGCGGGGCCGCCGCAGGUGACCACGGUCUUUGUCGGUGGCCUGCGGAAGAGCACCACGGAAGACAAAGUGGCCGGCCACUUUGCCAAGUAUGGCCAGGUCGAGAGCGUUGACAUUAAGAGACUCCCAGACGGAACCUCAAGAGGAUUCGCCUUUGUCAAGUUCAUUGACAAGGAAUCGGUCUCGAAGGUCAUAGAGGCCAAAGCUAGCCAUAUGAUUGACAACAAGUGGGUCGCAGUACGGCCUCAUGGCGGUUCAGCUUUCCAGGCUGCACAACAUGCAGAACGAGCCAAGGAUAUGGUGCAAAGAGAGAAGGAGAAGAAAGAGUCUGAAGGUCCAGCUACUCAGGAUGACUACGAAGAGAAGUGGUCUGAAAAGUACUUGCAGCAAGCUGCCUCGCUGCAAGAUGACAAAGAAGAUGGAGAUGAGAAAGAGUCCAAUCAGAUGAACCCGAUGAUGGCCAUGAUGAUGAACCCUAUGAUGGCCAUGAUGAUGGGUGGCAUGAAUCCCAUGAUGGGAGGCAUGAACCCCAUGAUGAUGGGUGGCGCACGCCCUAUGAUGGCCGGCUGCGGUGGCUGCGGCGGUUGCGGUUGCGGGGGCUGCGGCUGUUGCAGCAGUGGCUGCGGCAGCGGUUGCGGUGGUUGUCCUGCCUCCGGCUGCGGCGGGGCCUCAGGACAGUCUACCUCAGACCCUGCUGCGCCCAGCACAUCACCAGCUGCCGAGAGCGGAUCAUCGGCACCAAGCACAGCAACUGCAGGCUGCUGCGGUGGUGGCUGUAUGCCAGGUUGUUGUGGGGGCUGUUGUUGCGGCUGCUGCGGAGGCUGCCCAUGCGGUGGCUGCCCGUGUGGUGGCUGCCCCUGUGGCGGCUGUGGCUGUGGCGGCUGCGGCGGCUGCGGCGGCUGUGGCGGCUGUGGCUGCGGCGGCUGCGGCGGCUGUGGCGGCUGCGGCGGCUGUGGUGGCUGUGGCUGUGGUGGCUGCAGCGGGCCGGUGAAAGAAGCUGGCGGUGAGAACCGGUACCAGCCAUACUGA